AUGGAAGUUAAAAAGCGGCUGUAUCUAGAACUUUCAUCGGUUGUGAGGUCGAUCAUUAGGGAGCAUAAAGAAGACUUCGAUAAACCUACGAACGACUUGACGAAUAGACUGUGUUGUGUUUUGGAGGCGGUUUUCAUCAACGGUUUGAAGGAGAAGUUCAUCGUUAGAAAAAUUGAAGAAAUGUAUCCUGAACCGAAUUUUUGGCCGUGUGUUUCGAAAUUUCUGCACCGAAAUGUAAAGGCACAAAUUUCAAAUCUGAACCAGAUCAAAAAUGACAUAGGAAGGUCUAAGGCUUGGAUCCGAUUAGCACUGGUAGACGGGGUAAUGGAAAACUAUUUAUCGCUUAUAGCUAAAGAUCAGAAACUGUUGAAAUUUUAUUAUCACGCCAAUGCGUUUAUUCGCGAUGUCGAACUUGUGGAAGUGAUGUGCCACUAUUUGCGCUCGUUGUCAAGGUAUCGACUGAAACUUGCGUUGAACAGCAGUCUUCUGAACGUAUGGACACCAUCUCCCCUACGCUUCGCCGGUUACAUCGACGACAAAAUCAUCGGCUUCAGUUCGACAGCGUCUUCUGAUUGUUCAAAUGCACUGCCGUUCGACGACGAAGCAGAUGUCAUCGUUGGUGUGUCUGCCCUUGAGUUCGAAGGUCUCCGCGAUGAUAGACUGAGUUGCAGCCUCAGUUCCGACGCAGUAUCCGAAGAUUUUUCGACUACAGCCAGCACCAGUCACGUGAUUGGAGAAAGUGUUGAAGAAAUUCUCUACGAACAAGUGAUUGGAAGUUUCUCUAAGGAACCGGUGUUUCCCUUCGGUACGACAUCAUUUCGGAUUAAUGUUCCUCCCUACGGGAAUCGUACAGCUGAUGAAAAAUUCAAAGAUUCAGCCGCCCAAGAUUUUGCUAAGAAGACUGCAGCCCUUGGGGUCAUAAAUGCAAAUUGCGGCAAUGAUUCAUUUUUUCCACAGCCCCUGGAGAAUCCAAGAAAACUUUCAGAAAAGUCCCCGACGGAUGCUUCAAAUUUAGUUUUUUCUGCUUCUCCGUCUUCGUUCGUCGUUUCUCAUUCGGAAGAACCAGAAACGGUGUUUCCUGAAAUUUCCACCAUGGAGCCGUCAGACACUUCAGAGCUGUUUUACAGUUUCGCGGCUGACAACGAUGUCAGCAGGUCGUCGACGGAUUUGCCAGCUGGUGCUGGGUCGAACGAAUUGCCGAGCAAUGUGGAACCUUUGCAUAACCGCCACGACGACAGCGUAGACAUCGGAAACAGCUUGUUUAACCAUAGUUGGAAUGACUUCUGCGGGUUAGCGAGCGAUGGCUCUGAUGACAUCACUUAUAUAACCGCCGUUGAUGUUGAAUUUACGAAAAAUCCGGUAUCACUGGCCGCUAGCGAAGAAGUCACUCUGUCCGUACGCGUGCAUAAGUUUUGCGACAUUUUGAAAACGAAUCAGAGUGACUUUUUUCCCAACAACCAGGACUACAAUAAUCGGCGAAGUUUCCUCGAGAUUUACUUGGCGACUCCCCACGAAACUGGUCUCGACAGUGACGAAAAUGUCUGUCACGGUUGUUCUAAGCCGAUUGGUUUUGCGUUUGGCUUCUACAGGACAUGUCACUACGAUGGGCAUUACUACUGUUCUGACUGUCACAGUAAUGAUAAGUGCCUUAUACCGUCAGCUGUGGUUAACAGUUGGGAUAUGAAGCCGAGGGCAGGUACGGUUAGAACGCUUACCGCUUACCGUUUUGGUCUGCAUAUUACCAGUGUAAAAUUGACUUUUGCUCUAGUGUGUCGCAGAUGUCGAUUUUUUCUGGACGAUUACAUGGACCAACCGCUGAUCGACCUUAACAGAGAGAACCCAAAGUUGUGUCUUGUCAUUAACUGCCUUGCAGAAGUUCACAAACUGCGACAACAACUCAACUAUGUCUCGCUGUAUAUGAAUUCAUGCCGGCAGUUUGUUGGUGAAGACUUCCGAAAACGCUUUUGUCUGAAAGAAUAUUUGUACACGGAUGUUAACCUCUACUCUGUGAUGGAUUUGGUUCAGGCUUCUACCGGUCAGCUGCAAAAGCACCUGUCGCUGAUACUGGAAGCAGCGUUUAAGCACGUCUUUUCAUGCCGAUUGUGCUUUCAGAAAGGUUUCGUUUGUGAGCUGUGCAUCAGUUCUGAAGUGAUCUUUCCCUUCCAGUUGGACACCACGCAUCAAUGCCCAAAAUGCUUCUGUGUUUUGCACAAGUCAUGCAUCGAUGGCCAGUCUUGUCCGAAGUGUGCUCGACACGAAAAAUACCUGAAGCGCAGUGAACACCUUUCUAUCUCCUUCGAUAGCAUGCAGGCAGGGCAGCUUCACAAGACAUUUUCGUUGGAGGCUAAUCAGUUAAACCAUCAUACCAAGUUGCACAUGGUGCUAGUUUCGUCAAAUUUACAUUUAAAAUGCAUCAAGCAACUUAAGCCGAAAAUUACGGUAAGUUUCUGACG
Messenger RNA from Soboliphyme baturini, 2453 nucleotides. The record is from the annotation of a GenBank genome assembly. NCBI's taxonomy places the organism in Eukaryota, Metazoa, Nematoda, Enoplea, Dioctophymatida, Soboliphymatidae.